AUAUAAACGCGAAUUUUAGUUUAAAGAGAAGAGUGUUCCAGAAGUCUCAAGACGUAUUAAGCCAACGUUAAAACAACAAUGUCUAAAAUUACCAUUAUAAGUUGCAUCAUCGCAGCUGUCUGCGUUUUCCAGACAGCAGAAGCUGGAAUUUUUGAUAAACCCGUGGGUUCCCUAUUCGGUGACAUGCAAAAGAAAGUUACAGAUACAAUUGGAGAAGUACAAGAUCUUGGAAAUAAAAUACAAAAUCGCGGACAGGAAAUAGCUGAGGGCGUGAAAAAUGGAAUUCAACAAUCCCAAAAACAACUUGAGACUUCUACAGAAUGCACCACCGCGUACAACGAAGGACAAAAUGCUAUCAAUGAAAUAUUGACGUCUUUUGAUACCUGCCUUGAGAGUAAACUGCAUGUGACCAGUGACCAAUUUAAUAACUUUAUUAAGGCAGCAGAAAAUUUCGAAGAAAGUGCAUCAAAGGUUUAUCAAGAUGGUUACAAUUGUUUGGGAACUACGAUGACCGCGAUUCCAUGCAUACUUAACGUAUGGGAGCAAGAGGUUCCUCAACUGCGUCCUCUAGCAGAGGAAACUUUGGUGGCGGCAACUGAACUCGCCGGAAUUUUCCCGGAUAUAAGAGAAUGCUAUGAAGAGUCGUUCCAGAAAGUAGCCAAAGAAGUUGCUCCUAAAUUCAUCAAAAACGCGCAACAAUGCCUCAAAACUGUUCUUCGGCCAUUCGCAUUCUAAAUCAUUUAUUGAUUAAUAUACUUCAACUUUUAACUAUAUUUUACAAUAUACAUAUAUGCACGAUAUUGUAUAUGUAUAUAAUAUUGUGUUUAUUAUAUUGUAAUAUGUGACACGUAAAUAUAUUACACAUAUAUUACCACUGCGAGUGUUGUACGAUACCAAGAUUUUUUCACGUUGCACAUAUUUUUCAAAAUAAAAUAUAAUCAGUAAAUAAUAA
Messenger RNA from Vollenhovia emeryi, 952 nucleotides. RefSeq lists its product as uncharacterized. Lineage: Eukaryota; Metazoa; Arthropoda; Insecta; Hymenoptera; Formicidae. The coding region runs from base 79 to 735 and encodes 218 amino acids. The transcript has 4 exons. The record is from RefSeq and is a predicted model, not a curated record.